CGUGUGAUAUUGGAUGGAUUGCUUAGUGUUAUUGUUGUCAGUGCAGUUCUCGCAGAAAUGGCGGCGAGUCAGGGAGGAGGAGGAGGUGGAGGACCAGUACAUCCUUCUCAUCUGUAUCCUAAUGGACCACAUUAUAACACAGGGACUGUUCAUCAUCAUACAGCCCGUAGUCUGGACCGGGCGUUGGAGGAGGCUGUCAGUACAGGUGUAUUGAACCUAAGCGGUAGAAAGCUGCGCGAUUUCCCUGGGAACGGUUACGACCUGACAGAUACGACACAAGCAGAUUUAUCAAAAAACAGAUUUAUGGAAAUUCCUCCAGAGGUUUGUCUGUUUGCGCCCCUCGAAACAUUAAAUUUAUAUCACAAUUGCAUCAAAGCCAUUCCAGAAGCUAUUGUAAAUCUUCAGAUGCUAACAUACCUAAACAUUGUAAGACAAGUAAUACUGACCUUUCAGGUCUUUGAAAACUCUCUCCCAGUGGAAGUUCUAACCAUACAUGUGAAUAAGAUGGUAAGUGCCCCAGAGUUGCUAGGGAUGCUGAGAGGUUUAUUUCAACUUGAUCUCAGCUGCAAUGAACUGCAAGUUCUUCCACAGCAUAUCGGGAAGCUGUAUUCACUUAAAGAAUUAAAUGUGAGAAGAAAUAACUUGCGGGUUAUGCCGGAAGAAUUGGCAGACCUUCCAUUAGUAAAACUGGAUUUUUCUUGUAAUAAAGUUACAGAGAUUCCAAUUUCUUAUAUAAAGUUAAGGUACCUGCAAGUUAUUGUGCUAGAUAAUAAUCCAAUGCAGUCACCUCCUCCACAGGUAUGCUUAAAAGGCAAAGUACACAUAUUUAAAUUUCUAAAUAUUCAAGCAUGCAGAAUGGAUAAAAAACCAGGUUCAUUAGAUCUUCCAACACUGGAUAAAAGGAAUGCAUCACAGCCUUUGACAGAUAGUAUUGAAGAUUUUUAUCCAAAUAAAAGUCAUGGUCCUGACUCUGGAAUUGGCAGUGAUAAUGGUGAUAAAAGGUUAUCUACAACUGAACCAUCAGAUGAUGAUACAAUCAGUCUACACUCUCAGGUAUCGGAAUCAAGAGACCAAGGGCCACUGAAAUCUGAUAGUCACAUACCAGGGUGUAAAUUAGAAUCGCACAAAGAUCAGGAGCCAUAUGACUUCAUUGAUAACACUGCAGAAGACACGCCAUUGUCGGAGCAUGGAGAUGCACCUCCUGGGGGACCACUUGUUUCUUAUCUGAAAGAGCGAGGUAAACAGCUGGAGAAAUCUCCAAGAGGAGAGGAAGUUGAAGACUGGGGAGACCAACCAAGUUUCCAACAAAAGAAACAACUUGCGGAGGAAGAGGAAGAUGAGCUGAAGGGUGUGACUGACUUGAGGAAAAUUGCUGCUCAGCUGCUUCAGCAAGAAAAGCAGAAUAGGUUACUUAAUCAUUCCUACUCUGUGAAUUCCAGGGAUAAGACAAAGCAGACAACAGGAUCUGACAGAAGUGGCUCUGCAGAUGAAGUGAAUUCACCACUAUCACCUUAUGAUUCUCAGGACUUCCCUCCAACGUUUGCAGAUGAAGAUGUGCCAGCAAUGAAGUACAAAUCUUCAAGGAAGAGUUCAAGUGGAAAUGAAAAUGAGCAAAAUGAUGAUUCUUCAUGCAUUUCACCACAAUCUCCAGUGUUCCCAGAGGACGGUGACAGGAUGUCUGAUGCUUCAUCCCUUGCACCCUUCGGCUUAAAACCUCGUUCAGCUUUUUCAAGGCAACAUCGUCAGGACUAUGGGUCAUUAGAUCCUGGAUUUACAAUGAGGAGAAAGAUGGAACAUUUAAGGGAAGAAAUGGAACAGAUGCAACAGCUUCGUUGUAACAUUGAAUCAAGACUAAAAGUAGACUUACCGGAAGAUAUUGGAGGAGCUUUAAUGGAUGGAGUAGUCCUUUGCCAUUUAGCCAAUCAUAUUCGGCCUCGUUCUGUGUCCAGUAUACAUGUCCCAUCACCAGCAGUGCCUAAGUUAAGCAUGGCAAAAUGCCGAAGAAAUGUAGAAAAUUUUUUAGAAGCUUGUAAAAAAUUGGGAGUUCCACAGGAAAAGUUGUGUUUGCCACAUCAUAUAUUAGAAGAAAGAGGUCUGGUGAAAGUUGGUAUCACAGUACAAGCCCUUCUUGAGCUGCCUGCAUCCAAGACAUCUCAGCUAUCUGCUGUGUAACAGAAUUCUGAUGCUAGAAGUUGAGUCUUCAGCCUUUUCCCACCACUGCGUCUCAAGUAACGUUAUGCUCCUUGUUUUGUUUAUCUGAGGAUCACCUGACCUUCCUGGAGAAGAUGCUUUAAAUGGAGCCUUAUUCUGGAGUCUCAGCUGUGGCAUGUUAUUUACAUAUGACCUGAUAACUGUAUUUUUUUCCAGUGUCCCAGAUAUUUAUUUUAUCUGACAUUAUUCUGGGGCACACAGUGUUAAUGGACAUGCAUUUAUUUAUUUAUUUUGCAGCAGCUGUUACCAGCAGGAAAUGCUGACUAACAGUGAGAUACACCUGUGGUGAGCACUGUAAGUAUGGUUACCUUUGCCACAACAUUCUUUCAAAAAGGAGAUCUAAUCAGACAGCAGAAGAACUUGCACACAACCCUGGUAAAGUAUUCUGAGAAUCUCUUGAAAGUGAGUGUAAUGGAUCAGAACUGCUUAGUCACUGAACACAUAUUUAUGGAUUCAAUGACAGGCUGAUUAGCUGUAUAAUUAAAAAGAAAAAAAGAGUUCAGUCUGUAUGUUACACUUACAUGAAAUACCAUAUUCUGAAUGAGUCUUUAUUUGCCAAUGUUUCAAAUUUUAAUGCCAUUUUUCCUUUGUUUUACAUGUCAAGUGCCUGUGUAACCAGCAGCUGUCCAAGCAGCUUUUGUACUUCUUUUUUAUGUUGUGGGGGUAUGCUCACCCAUUUUAUGGAUGCAGGACAAAAUCUUUAUACCAAAUCAUCUUUGAUAUAUUCCAUUUUUUUAGAUUCAAUAACUUAAAGGUUCAGUGUACCUCAAGAGAUAUUGUGAAGCUGUUGGUGUUUGAAUUUUUUAGUUGUACAGUAUUUUAAUGUAUUAUGUUGCUCAAAUGAUUUGCAUAU
Molecule: messenger RNA, 3064 nt
Organism: Protopterus annectens (West African lungfish)
Lineage: Eukaryota; Metazoa; Chordata; Ceratodontiformes; Protopteridae
Gene: LRCH2
Product: leucine rich repeats and calponin homology domain containing 2
Exons: 23
Coding region: 58-2172 (704 amino acids)
Molecular function (GO): protein binding
Source: RefSeq, a predicted model, not a curated record